Westerdykella ornata is the source of this 1233-nucleotide messenger RNA. RefSeq lists its product as uncharacterized. Gene Ontology annotation, molecular function: DNA-binding transcription factor activity. The record is from RefSeq and is a predicted model, not a curated record. Gene Ontology annotation, biological process: regulation of DNA-templated transcription. The transcript has 2 exons. Bases 104 to 841 code for a protein of 245 amino acids. NCBI's taxonomy places the organism in Eukaryota, Fungi, Ascomycota, Dothideomycetes, Pleosporales, Sporormiaceae.
AACAAACCUUCCUCGGGUUCGACCACCGGUUCCUCUAUUCCCCAGUUCCAACAUCCCACAAGUGCCGCAGCUCAACGUUCAGGGACUGCGAAAUCCCCGCACCAUGGCAGAUCUGCAUAGCAACAACUCGUUCGACUCCAACAUGGGCGUUGGCCUUGGGCCCGCCUUCCGCAGCGACUUGUCAACCGACAUGACGGCGUCGCCUUACACGACUUUCAGCAGCCGUUCAUUCUCCUCGGAGACGAUGCAAACCGUUUCUCCACAGGAAAUCUUCGGGGAUUCGCUAGGGUCGGCCCCUCCGUCGACGGCCAUGACCAAUAUCACGACCCCUGACAUGAACGAGUCGCCGUUGUUCUACACAGACUCUUACACCACCUCUCCCAUGUUCCAGAGCGAGUCUGUACCGACGCAGAACGACUGGUACUCCCUGUUCCCUGAGCAGGAACUGAUCCAGCCAGCGAGGCCUUCCCCACCUGCCGCUACCCCGGAGCUAGAGCGAACUGAGAGUUCGGAAUCCAUGGCUAGGACCAGCUCAUCCGACUCUCACGUCAUCCUGGACAAUCCACUCCACAGGAGGAAGUCGUCUGUCAACGGAUCCCCUGUUCCUGGAUCCGUGAAUAAGUCUCGUCGUCGUCGCGAGGGCCCGCUCCCACCAAUCAAGGUGGACCCCAACGACCCCGUGGCCUUGAAGCGAGCUCGCAAUACGCUUGCUGCUCGUGAAUCCAGGCAGCGGAAGCACGACCACGUCCAGAACCUGGAACGGCAAAUCUCGGAACUGACAUCGGAACGCGACAAGUGGAAGACGAUCGCUUUGUCGUUGGGAUACACGGACACGGAAUGAUAUCGAUUUGCGCUCCUGCUUGUUGAAUGUUGCACCGGAGCUGGUGAAGGGAAACUUUCGCCAUGCCUCAAAAAGCACUGAUUUCUUGUUAUCCUCUCCUCCUGAUUCGGUUGCCUCUCACCUCACCCACUAUUGGGUGCAGGUUGUUAAAGGGACCAUUUUCUUUGCUUUUUCUUCUCCCGGCCGGAGCGUAGUCUCCCUUUGGGUUGAUUGACUCCUCCUGGUAACGGACUGUUAGCGAUGCGAUUUGAGUUUGGUAAUGGAUGAUGUAGGGUUCCUGUCUUUAUAGGAUCUUUCCUGACACUGGCGGCCGUCUUCUCUCUGAAGGGCUCGCAGACUAUGCUUAUUAUAUAUUUUGUAUUUUUUUUGAAUGUCGAUGAGUCCCAUGCAAC